Eutrema salsugineum is the source of this 1624-nucleotide messenger RNA. RefSeq lists its product as uncharacterized. Gene Ontology annotation, biological process: microtubule cytoskeleton organization. Gene Ontology annotation, cellular component: cytoplasmic microtubule. Lineage: Eukaryota; Viridiplantae; Streptophyta; Magnoliopsida; Brassicales; Brassicaceae. Bases 257 to 1306 code for a protein of 349 amino acids. The transcript is spliced from 6 exons. The record is from RefSeq and is a predicted model, not a curated record. Gene Ontology annotation, molecular function: microtubule binding.
CGAGCCACACCAUGCGAGUACGACUCGUGAAAGUGCAUCGCCGGUUAAUAUUUUCGUCUCCAACAAAAGAAAGCCUCUCUCUCUUAGUUUUCUCUUUCGUUCUCUCCAUUUUCUCUCGCAUUUCAAAUUUCAUUUCCUUAUUUAGAUUUUUGAGGUCGGCGAUUUUCGAGUCCAUAGAUUUUCGCUAAUCCGACUUCAGUUUUUCUACUCAGAGGUUUACGUUUUGCCACCUCUUGAUUCGCCGGUAACUUCACGCAUGGCCAGUAAUACUUUAAAAGAUUUGAAUAGUCUUCCAGUAACUGAGAAGAUGAGUGAAUGUAAAGCAAGCUUAACCAAGCCUUGUGCUGGAAAAAUGAAUGGAAAAUCUGAAGAUAGACCAUUACCAAGCUCUGCCUCUUUGGUUCCCAGUGAUCCUAGCGUUGUAGAAUCAGAGAAACCCGAGGCAGAGAAAGCUACCGUGGAAGUUGAAUAUAUUGAAUCCGAGAACCUGGAUAAUGUUGACGAUGCUGAUGAAGUUCUGAAGUCGGUUCUACCUGGUCUUGACUCCAAGGAUUGGGUAGCAGUUUGUGAUGCUCUUAAUAAUGUUCGUCGGCUUUCGAUAUUCCACAAGGAAGCAAUGCUGCAUAUGCUAGACAAAGUGAUCCCACUCGUCGUGAAAUCACUGAAAAAUCCAAGAAGCGCGGUAUGUAAAACCGCAUGCAUGACAUCUGCAGACAUCUUCAGUGCUUAUAACAACCAUAUAACAGAUCUGUUGGAUUCUCUGCUAACUCAACUCCUCCUCAAGUCUUCCCAAGACAAAAGGUUCGUCUGCGAGGCAGCAGAGAAAGCUUUAACAUCAAUGACCAAAUAUGUUUCCCCAACUUUGCUGUUACCAAAGCUGCAACCUUGUCUCAAGAACAGGAAUCCUCGGAUCCGUGCAAAAGCAUCAUUGUGCUUUUCCCGAAGUGUUCCCCGACUGGGCGUUGAAGGUAUUAAAGAAUACGGGAUUGACAAGUUAGUUCAAGCAGCCGCGUCUCAGCUUAGCGAUCAGCUCCCUGAAUCCCGUGAGGCUGCACGGACCGUCCUACUUGAACUUCAGACCGUGUAUGAAAAAGCUCAUCCUGUCAUCAAACCUGAGACAUCAUCAUCAUCAACGCUAGAGGAAGAGCAAAUCCCAGAGGCAGAGCCAAUUACUUGGGAAAUCUUCUGCCAGUCAAAGCUGUCGGCUCUAAGCGCACAAGCCGUCCUUCGUGUUACCAAUGUUGUGCCAGUGACUGUUCGGGAGGGUUUGGUUACUGCAGGUUCAUCAUCUUCAUCUCAGUUAUAAACCUUAUCUCCUUCAUUUUGAAUUUUUUUUUUUCUUUUGAAAAAAUCGUUGCUACGGAUCAUACGGUUACAUGGUAUUCUCCGGGCAUGAUCUACCAAAUUGGCAAAUUAUGGAUCGAUAAAGAGAGUGAAGACCGUUUAUUAAAAAAAAAAUCUUGAUUUCUUUCUGGUUAUUUUUCUUUCGGUGUGUUCUCUUUUCUUUUCUUCAGUAUUCACCAGUGCUUUUGUUUCUCUUUUCUUUUCUUAUGUGUAUAUAACUAUACCAAGAUUUGGUAAGAUGAGUCUGAAUCUUUUGGUUUAAUGCAAAUUGGUCAAAUUC